Messenger RNA from Rhizophagus irregularis DAOM 181602=DAOM 197198, 556 nucleotides. RefSeq lists its product as uncharacterized. Lineage: Eukaryota; Fungi; Glomeromycota; Glomeromycetes; Glomerales; Glomeraceae. The record is from RefSeq and is a predicted model, not a curated record.
AUGUCGCACGCAGAAAAUGAAUUGUCUGAAUUUAAAAGCUUUUUCAAAGACAGCCAUGAGGCUUGUGUAGCUUAUUAUGACUGUCUAUCCAUCAAUGAGUCUGGUUUAACAUAUCUGGAUCCAGUGAAAUGCGAGGCCAAAAACUUUGAUUCAAAAAAAGUAGCUAAAGAGCAAGAAAAAAGAAUCCUUUCAUUUAUAGAAAAAUUCAACAAAGUUAAAGAAGAAAGAGGAGCUCCUUUUGCACGGGAAGAAUUGAAAGCUACUCUAAUCUACAGCAAUAAUUUGCCAAAGCCAUUCAAUUAUCUCCAUGGACCAGGUCCAGAAAUUCCAUAUCCAGAUAAUAAUCCUUCAGUUGGCAAAGCGAUUCAACUUAUUGGCCAUAAAAUCAAACUUUACAAUGAUGAUGUUGAGGUUAUUGCGGUCAAAAUAACUAAAAAUGGUAUUUUUUUAAAUGUAGAAAAAAAUGUAGAAGGAGAAUUGAUUCACCAUGAAAUUAGUUAUGAGAAUGAUAUAGUUCCCUUGUGAAUGUUCUUAUUUUACAGUAAUUGUCUAUCCG